AUGUCACUUGCGUUUUCACAUCUCCAAGUCUCAGACCCCCAAGACGUUGUCUUCUCUUCCCGAGUCCUUCACCCUGUGAGGGACCUUGACACCUGGACUAUCGCGCUUGACACGAACAAGGUCCCCGAGACACCCGGCCAACCCUCGCUCCUGUUCACGGCUCUUGUUCUCGUCGCCUCCAAGGACCGAAUCCGUCGACGUGUCGCUCAUCAGUGCGCCAAAUUGGUGAUGAAUUGUUCCGGAAAGCGGAAUCCGGGACGUGGGUGCUGGUCCCUGGGUCGCGGCUCCAAGCUGCCCCCUGGACCUCCCAUCGCCCUACUCUGA
This is a messenger RNA of Colletotrichum abscissum, 324 nucleotides long. RefSeq lists its product as uncharacterized. The record is from RefSeq and is a predicted model, not a curated record. Bases 1 to 324 code for a protein of 107 amino acids. The transcript is spliced from 2 exons. Lineage: Eukaryota; Fungi; Ascomycota; Sordariomycetes; Glomerellales; Glomerellaceae.